AUGAAGCUGCACACUGCUCUACUGCUGAUUUGUCUGUUUAGGACAAGCUUUGCUCUGCCAGUCCAGAUUGGAAUUAUUGCAAGCAAUAGCAAUGAGAUCCUGAGACUGAAUGCAUUAGCUCUUGCAGCUAUGGGACAAGCGCAGGGCUCUUCAAUAUUGCCCCAGUUUGUGCUGCAGCAGCAGCAGCCUGAGGUGCUGCUUACCCCACAGGUGGUGAACUUAAACCCUCAAGUGGCAGGCCCUUUUGGUCCACAGGGACCCCUACUGGUCCCCAACCAGGGCAACCAGUUUACACCCAUGUUUUUCCCCAAUGGUCAACAAGAGCAGCUUGGACCUCAACCGGACCCCAACAAUCCUAACAUUCCUCAGCAGGCACAAAACCCUAUGCAGAUGUUUCCACAGUUUCAGUAUCCAUCUUACAGAUUUCCUCAGUUUCAUAGGCCUCAGGGUUUCCCUUACUUUGUACCAGCUUAUGGCUAUCCCCAGCAGAGGAAUAAUGCAGGGCUGCAGCCCAACAACGGUCAGCAGAACCUGGAAAGAACAACACAGAGACCACAGCUCCCUCUGCAGUUGCUCCAAGGCAGUAAGGACAGUAGCGAAAAGACAUGGCCACUGGGGUCAAAGAAAGAGUCUGCCACAGUUCCUCCUGAUCCUCGUGGUGAUGCAUCUGGCCCUGGGGUUGAUGAGGGCCAGGUUAACUUCCCAUUCCUGUUUGAGCCUUAG
Molecule: messenger RNA, 723 nt
Organism: Neolamprologus brichardi
Lineage: Eukaryota; Metazoa; Chordata; Actinopteri; Cichliformes; Cichlidae
Source: RefSeq, a predicted model, not a curated record